Amoebophrya sp. A25 is the source of this 2886-nucleotide messenger RNA. Lineage: Eukaryota; Dinophyceae; Syndiniales; Amoebophryaceae. The record is from the annotation of a GenBank genome assembly.
CUCUUUCGACAGUUCCUGGUGGAGUUCGAUGUUUGAUCGACGCUGCAUGCGGAAAAGGCGGAGCCUUAGUCGAGUACCUACCUUUUUUAGUUCAAAACGCGGAUGAGCCGGAAGGUGGUGAGAAAAAUAGAAGUUGUAGUUCUUGUACUACUAAGACGGGAUCUCCUCGACGCGUUGUUCUAGCUGACAUCAGUAGUGAAUCUGUGAAAGAAGCAGAAAGUCGCUGGAAAAACCUUAUCAACACCGGUUAUCUGAACAAAAUCGCGGGACGAAAAGGAAGUCCAGGGAACAAGACCUCCAAAGGCAAAGGAAAGCGUGGCAAGAAGAAUAAGGGCGAAGAGGUCAUUCCUCACGUGACGUUUCAGGUCGCUGAUUGUUUUCAUAACAUGGAAGACGCUGCUGCUGGAGGAUCCUGCCCAUCUUCAUUUUGGAGUCAAUUCCCUAACAAUUCCGUGUGCGCUGUCAAUUGUCAAUUCGCUUUGCACUAUGCUUGCCGUCAGAAAGAGGACUUGAUCGCUGUUCUCAGAGAAAUCGGAAGGGUGCUCAGGCCAGGAGGUGUUUUCUAUGGGACAUUGCCAAACAAUGGGGUCAUCUUAGAGGAGUACGAAAGCAAGAAGCCGAAGGAGUUCAGCAUCACAGAUUUGAAAAUGUUCGAUAAGAACUCUUUUAGUUCUACUACUAGCACAAGCACGACGACGACCACUAUGACUGGCACUGGAACUGGUAAUACUACUAGUACAGAGGCUUUGGCUUGUUCAACAUCAACAACAUCAACAUCUUUCACCAGCUUGUCCACGAAUAAACCUAUCAAUUUGGGAGGUGAAUAUUUUUUCUAUCUGCCGGGCCACGUGGACCCGCCGACAAAGGAGUACUUGGUGCCACUUGAUUUCCUGCUAGAAGCCGCUGAGAGAGCAGGACUACACUGGACUAAUGGCUUGAACUUUCGACAGUAUUGGAAGGAAGCAGUAAAGAAAGGUCUUGUUAGUCCAGAUGGAGGUAACGUCCACGGAAAGGGAAAAAAGGCGGGAAAGAACAAAAAGAAUGGGAACAACUUCUCGACAAGUACAAACCCACCUCCUCUACCUAGUAGCACAACCACAAUAGGAGCCGAUGAUGAUUUUCCCGAAGUUUCAAGGAUUUAUCGUCUUUUCGUUUUUCGCAAACCGGUUUUAGGACCGAAAAGCGAAAGUGCUGGACAAGCACCAGCUCUUGAGAAUGCUAUCUUUAGCUUCACUAGUAACGAGGACAUCAAUCACUUCUAUCACGACGAGGACAAAACCAAGAACGCGAGAAAAAUAGCUGUCUACACUGGUGCCUUCGAUCCUCCACAUGUCAAUCACCUAGACUUCGCACGUUUCCUACUCCAAGAUCGUGGUUUUCACCGUGUGCAUAUGUGCGUGAACGCGAACAGUCCUUUGAAGCCGUUUGCGACGCCAGUAGAGACGAGACUAGAAAUGUUAAAAGCGGCAUUCGAAAACGAAGAAUUGGCAGGUGCUUCAUCGCGCAUCAACGUCCGUGAAAAUAACCAAGGUGACUGGCGCGGUCGCGAUUCUUUGUGUAGGGAAAUACAAGCUAGUGAAGAAAAAGAAGAAGACGGUGUAGCAACAAGCAGAACUACAGAAGUAGAAACGUACCUCAUCCUCGGCCGAGACUCCUAUGAGAAAGCUCUAGACCGGUCUAGCGAUUGGUACGGCAUCAAUAGUUUUCCUUUCAAGAUUAUGGUUUUGCCGCGUGGAGAUGGGGGUGAGGACGGUGACGGUGGAGGCAAAGUGAAGAUUCCGAAAGAGCUGAGCAAUCGUGUCGAAGUCGCUACGGAUUUUCAUGAUCUCGUUGUUACAUCAUCUUCUGCGAUUAGAGCUGCAAUACUUGGUUGUUCUGCUUCAUCUGUGGUCAAUUUGAAGAGUCUGAGUCCUAACGUUCGAAAUUUCAUCCGAGAACACGGUUUGUAUCGCGGACGAACACAAAAACAACUAGAGGUCUUGGUGCUAAUUGGUCCUAGAUUUUCCGGGAAGACGACCUUGGCAUUAGAGCUACUAAGGAUGCAUGAGGAACUUGCUUUCCAAAGUAGCGCAAGUAGCCAAAACCCAAGGCCGUUGGUCAUUUGGGAAAACAUCGAACUCGAAGACAUACCACAAAGGGAAGCAACCAGCGGCAAGACUGUAGAUUGCAUCCUGGAGCUUCGCUGUGACAAGCAGACAUGCAAAAAGCGCGCGGCUUUGAUGAUAGGGCAAGAAGAGGGAGAGGCUGAGACUGCUCAUGCGUAUAAUCUAUGGUCGAAGCGAAAGGCUAUUCGAGCCGAGCAGUUGAAAAAUUUUGAGGCUGCGACAGGACUGCCUGUUGUUGCUUUGGAUAGCUCAGUGAAACAUGCGGAGUCAUCGCAUCUUAAUAAAGCUGGACCGGAAGAGUCACAGUCAACAAGGUCUCAUCUCGUCGCGGAAAAGGCAUGGAUGCUACUCAAAGAGAAAGGAUUUCUUGCGUGACCAUUAGCGUUACAGUUACUCUUGAAAGAUGAUAAAUGACACAAUCCAUCUUCUUCAACUUCAUUCCGUUGUAUGUUUCACUCCACGACCAUCUCCAUCCUUAUAACUUCAAGCAAACCUUUCACACCGCAGUAUGGACUUUGACGCAACAACACAACACAAGACAAUGACGCAACAACACAACACAACAUGAAAGAUCUAAACACGAGCAUUGUCUCGACUUCUCAUAUUAUGCGUCACGCUAAAAUUUCACGCAGAACAAGCUUCAUGCUUAAAGAUUCAUGGCCAUGAUGAAUUUGAAUUCGCAUAGUACCUUUAAGAUGGAACAAAAGAUCAUUUCAAAUUCAUCAUCGAUCAAACAGAACCACGUGUCCACCUCUCUACCUACAAAAAAAAAAUAGCACAU